Verticillium dahliae VdLs.17 is the source of this 1851-nucleotide messenger RNA. Its product is annotated as sulfite oxidase. The record is from RefSeq and is a predicted model, not a curated record. Lineage: Eukaryota; Fungi; Ascomycota; Sordariomycetes; Glomerellales; Plectosphaerellaceae. Bases 37 to 1851 code for a protein of 604 amino acids. Gene Ontology annotation, molecular function: molybdenum ion binding; oxidoreductase activity. The transcript has 2 exons. Gene Ontology annotation, cellular component: mitochondrion.
AGACAACGACCAGCAAUACGUCACACUCGACGCCCAAUGCAGGCACCUCGAUGCCUGCAGGCACCUCGACGCCUGACCUGCGAACUCUCGCAGCUGGCGACCCGACAACACCUUGCCUCGACCGUGCGGCCCUCCUCCCGACGUUGCCAAUGCCUUCACACCUCGCCCUCACCUCGCGCCCCACCAAAGUCGUCUUCGCCGUCGUCCAGACCGCGAACGUCUUGGUGGAGGUCGUCUCGCCGCGCCAGGCCAGCGACCGUCACCCUCAUUGCCAGCGCUGGGCUGCUGUCAGCCUUCGCUGGAUUUGCUGAGCCGACGAGCACCACAAAAGACGAGGCUCCACCGCCCCCUGAGCGCAAUGACAGUCGAGACCCCGAGCUACCUCGCUUCAGGUUAUCUGAGGUCAAGGAACAUGGACCCGACUCGGAGAGGCCGUGGGUCACCCACGAGGACAAGGUCUACGACAUUACAGACUGGAUCGGAGCACAUCCUGGAGGCGACGUCAUCCUGCGCGCCGCCGGAGGCAGCAUUGACCCCUACUGGAACAUCUUCACCGUCCACAAGGCUCCCUACCCCCCGGCAGAGCUUAUCGAGGACCCUUUCCGAGACGAUCCCGCCCGCGACCAGAGGCUGGUCAUAAUGACCUCGAAGCCGCGCAACGCUGAGACACCGCUGGACGAGCUGGCCGAGACAUUUGUCACACCGCAGGAGCUCUUUUACGUGCGUAACCACAUGUGGGUGCCCAAAGUCGAAGACCCAAAGCAACACACCCUCACCAUUGAGCUCCUCGAUGGCACAACCAAGGACUACACCGUCGAAGACCUCAAGACCAAGUUCAAACCCGUCAAGAUCGCGGCGACUCUCCAGUGCUCUGGCAACCGUCGCAAGGACAUGACAACCCACGCUCGCGACACAAAUGGCAUCCAGUGGAACGUCGGCGCUAUCUCCAACGCCGUCUGGGAAGGCGUCAAGCUUUCCGAUGUGCUUGCCGACGCGGGCUUCCCCCUCGCCGAAGCUCGCGCAGGAGACACGGACGCUCGCCACGUGCAGUUUGCCGGUCUCGAAUCAUACGGCGCCUCCAUCCCCAUCGAUCCUGUUCUUGACCCCCGCGGCGACGUGAUCCUCGCCUAUGCUAUGAACGGCGCACCACUACCUCCUGAUCACGGUUUCCCCCUUCGCGCCCUCGUGCCCGGUCACGUUGCGGCGCGUUCCGUCAAGUGGCUUCGCCGUGUGAUUGUUUCUGAAGACGAAAGCCAGAGCCAGUGGCAACAAAAGGACUACAAGCUGUUCGGACCCAACCAGACCCAUCCCGACUGGACCACGGCCCCUGCCAUCCAGGAGAUGCCGAUCACGAGCGCCAUCACCGCCGUCAAGCUCGGCCCCUGGACCGCUGUGCCCCCCAUGAAGGCUCCUGGCGGCCGCCUCCUGACCCCGCCACCCGAGGCCCGCGGCCGCGAAGCAGCCGUCACGGGCUACGCCUACUCGGGCGGUGGACGCCGCAUCGUCCGCGUCGACGUCAGCCUCGACAACGGCCGCACCUGGGACCAGGCCAAGCUCCUCGCCGACACGGUCAAGCCCGGCCCGGACCGGGCGUCCCAGGACCACGGCCACAAGUCCUGGGCCUGGCAGCGGUGGCGCUACGACGGCGUCGUGCCCUUUGGCGACGGCCCCGAGGGCGGCAAGGUGUGCUCGACGCUUCUCGUCAAGGCGACGGACGAGGCGUACAACGCCCAGCCCGACGGCUACGAGGCCAUCUGGAACUUUAGGGGCAACCUCACGAAUGCUUGGCAUCGGUACCGCGUCUGCUCCGAGUGCCAGGCCGAGAAGGCCGUCAACGAAGACAACAGGUGA